GAAUCACCUUACUGAAGACACAGCCUCUCAACAGCCAGGGUCUGGGAGAAAAGUGGACAGGUAGCACUGGAUCCUCAGCCAGGAGGAGGUGGAAGUGCUGGCUAAAGCUUCACCUUGAUUUAUUGCCCAUCUCAAGAACCAGGUCUGCACCCUCCCUCUGGGGACAACCCCUCUUAUUCUUUAACAGCACCUUGGAUCAGCAGCAGCAUGUGUUAAUCCCCCGAGGCUGUCCAGAACCCAGAUAAAGUGCUUUUCACCUCCCUGCAUUGACUGGGCAAGGCAGUGCUACCAAGCAUGACAGAAACUGCCUGCCCCCAGAACCUCCUAUGUAUGAAGAUGUCAAUACAGAAACAAAUGCUAUGUUUUACCCAUAGAAAUUAGCUCGGGAUCUUACUUUCAGGCCAGGUUACCUGAAUGUGGUUACCUGAAUUCAGCAGCUCAGCUGAUGCAAAAGGAGAGAGGAACUGGUGCUGAGACCCAGUCAGGCCAGGAGAGAUCCAAAAUAGCUCCCAUAAAAGGGGGCUGUCAAGCCACAGUGUAAAGCUGUUCCCAGCGCUUUUCCCCAGGUUUGCUGAGAGAGUUUGUUUAAUCAGUACACUGACAGUUCCAAUAGCUCCAGAUUCUUAGAAAUGUACUUGGUAGCUGCAAAUUUCCCAGAAACUUUGGCACCAGUUAACAAGCCCAGGGCGUUCCCAGGUGGAAAUCCCUGCAGUGCAGGGUGACCCUCUGAGCCUUAGGGCUGGGCAGCUUCUCUUUUCACUUGCUGAGCUCUGAAACACCCCGAGGAGAAGCAAAGAGGCAGAGACAGCUUUGCAAUGUAAACAUCUCCUCUCCAUCCGAUAAAUACAUUCCGGCCAUCAAGCCACUGCCUGGGAGGGCCCCGCACCGUGCGCAAGACUUUCCUGGUUUGGGUGGGAGCAUGUCGCUCCCUGCCCCGGGGGAGGUUUGGUGGCAGGCCCCUGCCCUCUCCCUGUACGUGUUUACCAGCCGGCGGAGAAAAGCCGGGCGCCGCCGCCGCGGGGCCAGCGCCCUCUCCCGGGAGGCCGGCGGGGAAGAAACGUACCGUUCCCGGCUCGCAGGGCUCCCGGCAGCUUGUUUACCGCCUGCCGUCCCCACCUCCUCUCCGGGCUGUCGGGGUUUUUUUGGGAAACACGGCUCAGCCUGUGCCUUCUGCCAGCUGCGUGCUCCAGUGACCCUUAUUGUCGCCAGCGUUCAACGAGACAAAAACCUCAUCGGGGAGCUGUGGAAGGCACGGUGCCAACAGGUGACACCUCCCAGCAGUGGACUUAAAUCAGCCUUCAAAGGGCCCCGCUCUAAACACGCAGCGAGCCGGCCAGAGACAAUGAGCCGCUCCAGGGGCAAGCCCAAGCUGGCUCACGUUUUUUCUUUCUUCCUCCUAUUAAUUCGUGGGAACACCUUUAUUCGCCUGCCCCGGCACUUCCCUCCGGCACGGUUUAUAUCCUGCGACAAUCGCCAGGGUUGGAAAGCACCUGGUGAGCUGCGUGCGUGGAUGUCACAAGAAGGAGGAAUGGUCCAUUUUGUUGUGACUGGUUAGAUAGCAGGAGGAAGUGUGAUGCACCCAAAAUGGGCCUGCUACCAGCAAUGACACAGCUGGAAGGAGGGAUGAGCACAGGAUCAUAGAAUCAUAGAAUAUUUUGGGUUGGAAGGGACCUUUAA
Messenger RNA from Pezoporus occidentalis (night parrot), 1677 nucleotides. RefSeq lists its product as uncharacterized. The transcript has 2 exons. The record is from RefSeq and is a predicted model, not a curated record. NCBI's taxonomy places the organism in Eukaryota, Metazoa, Chordata, Aves, Psittaciformes, Psittacidae. Bases 920 to 1555 code for a protein of 211 amino acids.